Molecule: messenger RNA, 2669 nt
Organism: Physcomitrium patens
Lineage: Eukaryota; Viridiplantae; Streptophyta; Bryopsida; Funariales; Funariaceae
Product: NADH dehydrogenase [ubiquinone] iron-sulfur protein 1, mitochondrial
Biological process (GO): ATP synthesis coupled electron transport
Cellular component (GO): membrane
Molecular function (GO): iron-sulfur cluster binding; NADH dehydrogenase (ubiquinone) activity
Source: RefSeq, a predicted model, not a curated record
GUGGGCGUGGACGCACAAUGUGGGGGAGUUGCAAAGGCUUCCCCGCAUCAGAGCUCUGCAUUCUUUUAGGGUUUUCUACAAUUCAAUUUCCAAGGGAUUGAAGAGAGUUUUGUCAUGCUGAUGGCGGGGCAGCUCUGACGCAGCCUGCCCUGUGUCGCACCAACAGGAGCCUUGGGGUUUUUGUAGUUGCUUUGUAACAAGGCGGAUCGGUGCACAAGCUGAAAGCUCGUGAAAAGGAGGUUCAGUCUGCGAGGGUUUGAAGAAUAGGAUUGGGAAGAGGCGAGCGGGAAGAGAAUGGGGUGUAGAGGACGUCAGACAGCGAAGCUGCUACAGGAGGCAGCUACUCCCUUGUUUCAGAGCCGCUUGAGGCAAGUAGGGGCUUCGGAUGCAGCUUUACCUGUGACGUCGCAUCUGCUUCGCCAUCAUCAUCAUCAAACUGCGGAGAAGGAAUCAGAUGGGAAAAGUCCAUUGCGAAGCGCGCUGGGCAGUAUUCGCCAUUCCACGAGCGCUGCCCUAGCUUCGAACAGAGUGAAACCCGUGAAGCCGGAGGUGGAGACAAUUGAAGUGAGCGUGGAUGGACAGUCAGUGCUAGUGCCGAAGGGCAUGACUGUGCUGCAGGCGUGUGAGCUGGGAGGGGUGACCAUUCCUAGGUUUUGCUAUCACAGUCGUCUCUCCAUAGCAGGGAAUUGCCGCAUGUGUCUGGUUGAGGUCGAGAAGACUCCCAAGCCUGUGGCCUCAUGUGCCAUGCCUGCUUUGCCAGGUAUGAAAAUUAAGACCGGUACACCUCUGGCUAAGAAAGCAAGGGAGGGAGUGAUGGAGUUUUUGUUGAUGAACCAUCCAUUGGAUUGCCCGAUUUGCGAUCAGGGUGGAGAAUGUGAUCUUCAAGAUCAAUCUAUGGUGUUUGGUUCUGAUCGUGGCCGCUUUAUCGACACAAAAAGAUCUGUCUUAGAUAAGAAUCUCGGACCCCUCGUGAAGACCAUUAUGACAAGAUGCAUUCAAUGUACCAGGUGUGUGAGGUUUGCAAAGGAGAUUGCUGGCGUGGAGGAUCUGGGUGUACUAGGACGUGGAGGAAGUGAAGAGAUUGGAACAUAUGUCGAGAACUUGAUGACCAGCGAGUUAUCAGGCAAUGUAAUUGAUGUCUGCCCUGUUGGUGCAUUGACAUCUAAACCAUACGCAUUCACAGCACGACCGUGGGAGCUUAAGGCGACUGAGAGUAUUGACGUUUUGGAUGCCGUUGGGUCGAACAUCCGGAUUAACAGCCGUGGGCCGGAAGUGAUGCGGAUCAUUCCUCGGCUUCAUGAGGAUAUUAAUGAGGAGUGGAUUGGAGAUAAAGCAAGAUUCAGUUAUGAUGGGCUCAAGCGUCAACGAUUAAGUGAGCCAAUGAUUCGCCGUCCUGAUGGUCAGUUACAGGCAGCUUCUUGGAAAGAUGCUCUUGAAGCUAUUGCUGAAGCAGCUUAUAAAGUGAAACCUGAGGAAAUGGCAGGCGUAGCUGGCAAGCUGGCCGAUGCAGAGUCCAUGUUGGCACUGAAGGAUUUUCUUAAUAGAAUGGGUUGUGAGCGCCUCUGGGCUGAAGGAGAUGGCACUUCUCCGGACGCUGACUUGAGAUCAAGAUUCUUGCUUAACACUGGCAUUGCUGCUCUUGAGCAGGCAGACGUUUGUCUCUUGGUUGGAACUCAGAUUCGGUGGGAGGCACCUAUGGUCAAUGCGAGGCUGAGAAAAGCAGUAAGGUUCAACAAGACGAAGGUAGCUGUUGUAGGUCCUGAGGUUGAUUUGACCUAUCCACACCAGCACCUAGGUGUUAGUACUGACACACUUUUGGAGAUUGCGGAAGGAAGACAUCCAUUUUGUGCAGAGUUGGCAUCGGCGGAAAGGCCUGUGGUCAUUGUAGGUAGUGGAGCAUUGGAACGCUCAGAUAAGGCUGCGAUUAUGUCCGCAUUGGAUAUCAUUGCGCAGCAAAGUGCUCUAAUUCGAGACGACUGGUUUGGAGCUAAUGUUCUGCUUUUGAACGCUUCUCAAGCAGCAGCACGAGAUCUUGGAUUUGUGCCAGGUGCAAGGGCAGGAAAAGCACAGGCAAAAUUCUUGUAUCUUUUGGGAGCUGAUGAUUUGACUCCUGCAGAUAUCCCGGAAGAUGCUUUUGUGGUGUACCAAGGCCAUCAUGGUGAUCGCAGCGCGUACAGAGCAAACGUGAUCCUUCCUUGUACAGCAUAUACAGAGAAGGAAGGUACAUACGAAAAUGUUGAAGGACGGGCGCAGCAAACAAGCCCAGCCGUACCCACCGUAGGGGAUGCUCGUGAUGACUGGAAAAUCAUUCGUGCUCUUUCAGAAAUUGCAGGGAAGACGCUCCCAUAUGAUACUGCAAAUGGUUUAAGAGCUCGGAUGCUUGCAGUGGCUCCAAAUUUGUUGCGAAUCGAUGAAAUUGAGUUGGUCACAGGUUGGUCACUUGAUCUCAACACAAGACCAACUACUGCCUUAGAAACAUCUCCUCUCCCGAAGGCCAUUGAGAAUUAUUACAUGACUGAUUCAAUUUCUCGCGCCUCGAGAACAAUGGCACAAUGCACUGCUACUCUUGCAAAGCGCCAAGCAGCAGCAGGAUAAUAGGGGAUUAUGCUGAUCAUGUGAAUUUUCUCUGUAAUAAAAGUGUCAGGCAAAGGACACCAUUCGUACUCAAA